ACCUUAUUCACAUUCCCACACCUGAACCAAGACGUUGCCGUCGCCGUUUCUGACCAUAUCCCCCCCGUGUGGUUCAACGGAAAAAUCAACCAAGAAUCCGACCGGAAAUAUUCAACCUUCGUGAUGGGGAAAUUCACUUGCGACAAUGGCGGCUGUCCCAAUGCAGCCUGGGGUAGCGGGAAGGUGACUAUCGUCAUUAGAGGAUAUUCCGACAACGGAUACAACGCAGUUGUAUACAACCAGCGGUGCAAAGCUUGCAAGAAAUUAGGAACCCUUACUCUGGAUGAAAAAUCGUACGUCGAGCGAGUCGCGUAUCGAUUGAAGAAAUGGGCUGGGGUGGACUUGGAACGCCCUAUAUACAACAAAAAGGAAACUCCUCCCCACAUAAGGGAACUUUGUGAGGGUUGUAAGAGUGGUCAUUGUGAG
This is a messenger RNA of Colletotrichum godetiae, 426 nucleotides long. RefSeq names its product zinc-binding domain-containing protein. The record is from RefSeq and is a predicted model, not a curated record. Lineage: Eukaryota; Fungi; Ascomycota; Sordariomycetes; Glomerellales; Glomerellaceae. The annotation marks the transcript as partial. The transcript has a single exon.